This is a messenger RNA of Selaginella moellendorffii, 2556 nucleotides long. RefSeq names its product pentatricopeptide repeat-containing protein At4g02750-like. Gene Ontology annotation, biological process: RNA modification. The transcript is spliced from 3 exons. The coding region runs from base 1 to 2556 and encodes 851 amino acids. The record is from RefSeq and is a predicted model, not a curated record. Lineage: Eukaryota; Viridiplantae; Streptophyta; Lycopodiopsida; Selaginellales; Selaginellaceae. Gene Ontology annotation, molecular function: protein binding; iron ion binding; monooxygenase activity.
AUGCCCGGUUUGGGCAUUUGCCAACAACUUGGGGGACUGAGUCUUGAGAUAAUUCGGUCUUGCAAGACGCUACCCCAAGCGAAACGCAUCCAUGCCCAAGUAAGCUUCAGCAAAGACCUUGUGAUGGGCAAUGGUACCCACGUCCAUAACAUGAUCAUACAAAUGUAUGAUCGAUGUGGGAGCUUUGAUCUUGCUCAUUCGGUCUUUCUGGCCCUUAGCAACAAAGAUAUUUUUUCCUAUGCACAUAUGAUCAACGCGUUUGUUCGGUCUGGGAACUUGAAUUACGCUAGACAGCUCUUUGAUCAAAUGCCGCUUUGGAAUCUUAUUGUUUUGAAUGCAAUGCUUGCUGCAUAUUCCUUGAAAGGGUAUCUUGUCGAAGCUGUGGCUCUCUUUGAUAAGUUCCCAGAAAGAGAUAUUUUUACAUUCACAACUAUGAUCACGAUCUAUGCAAAAAACGGGAAAGUUGAAGAAGCUAGAAACAUUUUUGAUGAGCAUAGUAUGGUUUCAAGCACAACCAUGUUGGUGGCAUAUUCCCAAGCCGAGCUUCUUCCUGAAGCUCAAGCCUUGUUUGAUUCCAUGCCACUGAGGAAUCUAGUUGCAUGGAACGCAAUGCUGUCAGGAUAUUCUCAGAGAGGGCAUCUUCGGGAGUCUAUAAGAUUGUUCCACAAGCAGCCAGUCCAUGACAUUGUCACAUUAAACUCAAUGCUCUUUCUUUAUGCCCACAAAGGCCUUUUGACAGAAGCCCAAAAUCUUUUCUAUGAUAUGCCUGAGAGGAAUAUAGUGACGUGGAAUGCCAUGCUAGUGGCAUAUACUUAUAACGGGCAUCUUCCAUCAGCAGAAGAAAUGUUUUCCAGGAUGCCACGCCAUGAUUCUGUAUCUUGUAAUAUUCUCCUCUCGGCUUAUGCUCAAAAAGGUGAUUUGGAAAAAUCUAAGAGUAUUUUUUAUAGCAUGGAAGAAAAGAAUGUCAUAUCUUGGAAUGCAAUGCUUACAGCAUAUGCCCAAAAUGGGCAUGUUGAAGAUGCUAAUAAAUUAUUUGAGGGGAUGGAAGAUAGGAACACUGUAAGCUGGAAUGGAAUGAUGGCUGCUUAUGUCAAACAGGAUAAAAUUGAGAAUGCAAAGAUCUUGUUUGAGAUGAUGCCGGUGCAUGAUGUAGUGUCAUGGACAGCUCUGAUCACAGCUUAUGCUCAAAGAGGGCAUAUGGAUGAAGCAAAGUGUUUAUUUGAGAACAUGCCUGAGAAAAACUUGAUCACUUGGAAUUCAAUUCUAGCUGCCUAUUCCCAACAUGGAUUCCUUGAAGAAGCAAAACUUGUGUUUGACUCAAUGGAGGAGCAUGAUAUGCUUUCAUGGACAAGCAUGCUCACAGCAUUUGGCCAAAGAGGACUACUCAAAAAAGCCAGGAAGACCUUAGAUACAAUGCCAGAACAAGAUGGUAUUUCUUGGAAUGCCAUGCUUGCUAUAUAUGCUCAAGCUGGGUAUUUGCAUAAAAGCUUGACUUUGGCUAAGUCUAUGGAUUUGGAAGGCACUAGAUUAACUGAGAGCUCUUUUAUUUCAAUUCUCAUUGCUUGUAGCCACUCCGGAAGUGUCUUAGUUGGUGUAAAAUGCUUUGUAUACAUGAUUAAUGAUCAGGAUGUAAAACCAAAUAGACAGAUUUACUCGUGCAUGACAGAUUUGCUUGGUAGGGCUGGGCAUUUAGUAGAAGCAGAGGAGCUUGUGAAGAAUAUGCCCUACACUCCAGAUAUUACAGAUUGGAGUGCUAAAUUUCGUUUGAAUCUUCCACCGGGCCCAUGGGGAUUUCCUCUGAUUGGCCAUCUUCACUUAUUUACUGGAGGGAAACCCCAGCACAAAGUGUUUCAAGCACUCUCUGACAAAUAUGGGCCCAUUGUGUCCUUAAGGUUUGGGAUGGUUCCUACUGCUCUCAUUUCAAGCUCAAGUUUGAUGAGAGAGUUAUUCACUACACAAGAUAAUAAUUUCUCUUCAAAGCCUUACUUAGUUGCGGGUGAAUACAUUGGCUACAAUUUUAUGGGAUUAGGAACUUGUCCAUAUGGCGAAGAUUAUAAAAAUUCCCGGAAGCUGUGUACAAUGGAAUUAUUGACUACUAAGGCUAUUGAUUCAUUUUCCUGGAUGAGAAGCAAGGAACUCGCUAGUCUACUUGAUGCACUUGUACUUAAAUCUGAUAGUGUAAAUGUGAGGAGUAUCAUAUCCACGUUUAUAUUCAACACUAUAACCCAGAAUCUGAUAAGUAAGAGAUAUUUUGAAUAUCACAAUGGUCCAAUGGAUCCAGAAACUGUAGAAUUCAAGGAGGUGGCUAUGCAAGUACUGGAUUUCAUAUUCAAGCCCUCUUUCAGUAAUUUUGUUCCUUGGUAUUUAAGAUGGAUGGAUUGGGAGCUUCCUUACUACAAGCAAGUUCAUGCCAGUCAAGACAGAUUUAUACAGAAAAUUGUUGAGGAGCACAAGCAUAGCACACGAGAGAACAAGGAUUUCCUCGAUAUUAUGCUCCAGUUUUACGGACCAGAGAAGGAAACUCAAGUGAAAGCAAAUCUGAUUGUAAGUAAAUAG